AUGUCCGCAGCCAGACUCUUGCGGCCUGCCUCAAGGCUCGUCUCUCAGCCUACCUUUCCUCGCACAGUGUCUCGGUCAGUCCGCAGGGCUGCCCUUUCAGCGUCUUCCUCGAUACGGAGCUAUGCCAGCCAGACACAAACCGUCACUGUCCGUGAUGCGCUCAACGAAGCAUUAGCGGAGGAGCUCGAGUCCAACGACAAGGUCUUCAUACUGGGAGAGGAGGUAGCGCAGUAUAACGGGGCAUACAAAGUCACAAAGGGCCUACUAGAUAAGUUCGGUCCCAAGCGGGUUAUCGACACUCCCAUCACCGAGUCCGGGUUCUGCGGCUUAGCAGUUGGUGCUGCCCUCGCCGGACUACAUCCUAUCUGCGAGUUCAUGACGUUCAACUUUGCCAUGCAAGCGAUUGAUCAAGUCAUCAACUCGGCGGCAAAGACGCACUACAUGUCUGGAGGCAUUCAGCCCUGCAAUAUCACAUUCCGAGGUCCCAAUGGCUUUGCUGCCGGUGUGGCGGCUCAGCACUCUCAAGACUACUCAGCGUGGUACGGCUCGAUCCCAGGUCUCAAGGUUGUGGCGCCUUGGAGUGCCGAGGAUGCCAAAGGGCUACUAAAGGCAGCUAUCCGUGACCCCAACCCGGUCGUUGUGCUUGAAAAUGAACUGCUAUACGGUCAAGCCUUCCCGAUGAGUGAGGAAGCUCUUAAGAGCGAUUUCGUCCUGCCCUUCGGCAAAGCCAAGGUUGAGCGUGCCGGCAGCGAUCUGACCAUCGUAACGCUAUCCCGAUGCGUCGGUCAGGCACUGGAAGCUGCCGAUCAAUUGAAACAGAAAUACGGCGUCGAGGCUGAAGUCAUCAACCUUCGGUCCGUGAAGCCACUCGACGUGGAGGCUAUCGUUAAGUCGGUCAAGAAGACCGGUCACUUGAUGGCUGUCGAAUCAGGUUUCCCUGCCUUCGGUGUUGCCUCCGAAAUUCUUGCCUUGACCAUGGAGUAUGCUUUCGAUUAUCUCAAGGCGCCAGCAGUCCGGGUCACGGGUGCAGAGGUACCUACGCCGUAUGCUCAGAAAUUGGAAGAAAUGAGUUUCCCACAGAUCGAUACCAUAACUGGAUACGCCGCCAAGCUUAUGCGGGUCUAA
Cyphellophora attinorum is the source of this 1125-nucleotide messenger RNA. Its product is annotated as Pyruvate dehydrogenase E1 component subunit beta, mitochondrial. The transcript is spliced from 3 exons. The coding region runs from base 1 to 1125 and encodes 374 amino acids. Gene Ontology annotation, molecular function: pyruvate dehydrogenase (acetyl-transferring) activity. The record is from RefSeq and is a predicted model, not a curated record. Gene Ontology annotation, biological process: pyruvate decarboxylation to acetyl-CoA. NCBI's taxonomy places the organism in Eukaryota, Fungi, Ascomycota, Eurotiomycetes, Chaetothyriales, Cyphellophoraceae.